Messenger RNA from Stylophora pistillata, 3602 nucleotides. RefSeq names its product membrane-associated tyrosine- and threonine-specific cdc2-inhibitory kinase. Gene Ontology annotation, biological process: negative regulation of G2/MI transition of meiotic cell cycle; meiotic cell cycle; protein phosphorylation. Lineage: Eukaryota; Metazoa; Cnidaria; Anthozoa; Scleractinia; Pocilloporidae. Gene Ontology annotation, molecular function: ATP binding; protein kinase activity. Gene Ontology annotation, cellular component: cytoplasm; nucleus. The record is from RefSeq and is a predicted model, not a curated record.
UCGACCUAAAACCGCGCGCCCUCUUGGCUAUCUGAAACACACGACAAAUGUCUUCCUUUGGCACUUUUAACGGACUUAUUGUAAGCUCAUUUUAAGUGAAAGUCACUUUGAACAAUGGAAGAAACUUUCAAAAGUCCUCGACCGAUACCUAAUAUCGCCACGGAGGCCACUUUUAGCCACCGAAAACCAAAGAAACCCGAUCACAGAAACUUGGUUGAAGAAGAUUGUUUACCUCCCAGAGCUCCAGUGAAAUCAGCUCCACCAAUAAGUAGAGUUUUUAAGCAUACAAGACGGAACUCGGUGGGAGCAUUCCAAGUCAGUUUUCGAGAUAAUGGUAGCGAAAUUAAAAGCCCCCACUACAAUGCGAAAUCGCGAGAUCUCUAUUUCGAACAGUGUUUUAAAGUUAUCAGCAGACUUGGGGCAGGUUCAUUUGGAGAGGUGUUUAAAGUAAGAAGUAAAGAAGAUGGAUGCCUUUAUGCAAUUAAAAAAUCAAGGGAUAAGUUCCGUGGUGAUGCUGACAGAAAAUAUAAACUUGAAGAGGUCAACAAGCAUGAGCUGGUAAAGGGUCAUAGAAACUGUGUUAAAUUUGUCAAGGCAUGGGAAGAAAGGAAUCAUCUUUACAUACAAACAGAGUUGUGUGAAAUGAGCCUCAAAGACUUCUUGGAGAAAAAUGAUUCAACCAGUGAAUCAAUGGUGUGGGAAUUUCUGUCUGAUUUGUCUUUGGGCUUGAAACAUCUUCAUGAUAAUGGUUUAAUUCAUAUGGACAUCAAACCAGCUAACAUCUUUAUUGGUCUGGAUGGGUUGUGUAAAAUAGGGGAUUUUGGUUUGGUGUUGGAAUCAUCAAAAUGCGACACCACCCAAGCCUUGGAAGGUGAUCCAAAAUACCUUGCCCCAGAGCUAAUGCAAGGUCGUUUCACAAAAAGUGCUGACAUUUUUAGUUUAGGCAUAACUCUUCUGGAGUUGGCCAGUGAUCUUGAAUUACCUAAAGGUGGACAAGCAUGGCAUGAACUUAGAAAUGGGAAACUUCCCAACAUAUUUACGCAAGGUAUAUCCCUAGAGCUUAGACGACUUAUAUCGUGGAUGAUGAAUCCUUCGCCGCAACAAAGACCAAAUGUAGAUGAGAUUUUAGCUGAGCCAGCUGUAUGCCAGGCACUGAAAAGGAGACAAAGAGUUUAUCUGUACAGCUGGAUGAAGGAAUCAAUGUCUGUCAUGUAUUCCUUUCUUUGCUCCACUUUGUUGUGGAUAUGGAUGGUGUUACUUUGGCCUUUCCACUCAUUUACAAACUCAUGGGUAUGGACCAAAUCCUCUGCAAAAGCAGAUGUGUCUUACCAUGAGGACUUAAGUUUUUCAUCUGACGAAUCCUGCAAUAAUUCUAUUUUUGAGAGUGGUAGUAGCACUCCCAACUGUAGCAUGUCAUUUGAGGAGAUGCUCACACAUUCCAUUCCAAAGCCUCCCUGGCACGGUGAUGGUUAUUGUAGUUCGCCUGUUCACUUAACUCCUUCAAGCCAUUUUGAGCAGACAAAUAUAUCUCCUCAAAUGCAUUCUGAUAAAGAAAGGAUUACUCUACCAUUCCAUGCAAGUAGCCCUGAGCACGAGAGGUAUACUCCUCCUUCAGAGAGAAGGCGAGGGCCUCUGUUUCACGAGGAAGGAUUCGUGACCAAAAAUGUAGUUGAGCCCAGAAACCUAUUGGAGGUAUUCGAGGAUGCAGCUAACAGUCCUGACUGGUAGUAAGUUUGUGAAAAAGAGUAUUUCUACACAAAGCAAAGAAGUUUCAACCAUCGUCUAUCAAUGGAGCAUCUGGUUAGAUUAUACUUGGAUGAACAGUAUAGAACAAUAAGAAAGCAAAUGCCUAAAAUGAUUGCACAUUGCUAGAAGAAAGGUCCACGAUCAGAUUUCCAACUAAUAUAAUUAUUGUUUCUAGAUAAUUUAUAUGUUCCUAUUACACUUAAACAAAUGGUUGUUCUUACGGUGUACCGCCGCCUAAUGACAUAAUUAUGUUUCCAAGGGACGUGACAAUGUAUGUCUUAACGAGAAUGAAAAAUGAUCAAGCUAAUAAGCUUUAUCAAGUUGCUGAAUUUUAAAAUCAGUCUUUUAAUGUGACUCCACUGUUUACCUGGGAGUUUCCUGUGAUUUUAUGUCAAGAUAUGUUAUUUAGGGUUUCUUUAGUGCAGAUUAAGCUUUACAUAGUAAAUCAUUCUAUACAAAGUAAAACGCUCCACAAACGCCCAUUUUACCACUGUUUGCGUGGCUCCUAGACCCUUCAAACGAGGCACAUUUUUCGUAUCAGAAGCGAAAAUAGCAACAUGAGUUUUUUUUUUAACCUCAGUGUUUAAAAAACGUUGACAUCGUCAAUAUUUGUAAAUGUAAAUAAAUUCCUUACUUGUGAUUGUCUUUCACAAAUAGUGAUGAUAACAUUUCCUGAGAUAUCUGUAUGCAUAUAAUUUUAGUACCGUGGAUCGGCUGCGCCUCGGGUGCCACCUUUUUGUUCUUGCCUCAUUUUGACGUCAUCUGUGAUAUCUAUUAUUGAUGAUUAUGGGACUGACUAGAGUCUAAUUCCGUCUGUAAUCAUACUAGUGAUGACAAAAUUGGACGACCGCGCAGAGGGAGUCUGAUUUGCUAAUUACGAAUAUGAUUAAUAAUGGUAAUAGGACUUCGUGUCGUCCAAUUCUGUCUGUAAUCGUACGAUCGAUUAAGCGCGAAGCGGGGGUCCGAUUUGUUAAUCAGUCGUAUGAUUACAGACAGAAUUGGAAGACACGAAGUCGUGUUACUGAUUAUAAAGUUCGGAUAUAACACACGCUGUUAAUGAUUGAAAGAGAGUGUUCCUUUUGAGUACAAAAUACGGAGAUAAACUUAAGCUGUCACGCCAUCCUCCAAUUUGGCCAUUGUUCGGACUCAGAACCAAACGAAAGUUUUUAAACAUGCCAAGCGCAUGAACAGAGACGAAAAUCCACACAGAGAAAUUGUGCUCAGUUAGAUUGUAAUGUUGCGUAUGGUAGUAAAACUCAAUUAGAUUCUGUGGUAAUACUGACAAAAUUCAGGCGAAAGUGUCAAAUUCGACCCGCUGAACUAUUUCGCAGAUUGUGAAAGUAAGUUAUGCGUGGAAAUUUGACAGAUUCUUUAUUUUAAAACAAAUGCAGAAGCCUUGACUUAAAAAAGUGGAGAGAAACACUCGACUACGUCUCGUGUUUUCCCUAACACUUCUUUCGUGCUCUAGCCACUUCUUGCACAGUCAAGGCUUCUUUAUUUGUUCAUUUAGUUACAAUUAAUCGAAACUGACAAAAUUUGGGAAAGAAACUAGACGUCGGUUAUACGUUUUCUCAAAAAUCAACAGUCAGCUGUCCUAUUACCUUGUCCAAUUACAAGCACAACGCGUACACUUGCCCACUCCUAUCGGGUCACGUUUGAGAAUUUUGUUAUGGAUUUGAUAAGUAUCGAACAACCGUACGGCAACAUGGAAUCCAUUUGUUAAAUUUAGCCAAUAUUUGUGUACUAUGAUAGACUUGUAGUGCGAUUUGUUGUCAACAGGGUUCGUACACGUCUUGAAAACCCUUGAAAACCCUUGAAUUUCAGGAGGCCGAUUUCAAGGCCUUGAAAGUACUUGA